CGAGUUUGGGAUCCAUUGGAGUUCCGUCCAGCGCUCUGACCGGCAGCCCGCAGACUUCGGAGACCACCCGGGAGCGGCGACUGCGAUGGGAGGCCAGCGAGGCCCCGGCCAGCACGGACUGUCCUGAGGUGCGGCGUGGCGCCAUGGAUCUCAAAGCCGGACCGCUUUUGGCCGCUCGCACCCGGAUCUCACUGUGAAGCCGCUGCGUUCUCCGAGGAAGCCCCCCGCCCCGCACGUCUUCUAACCUUUGGAUCGUCGUGUUGCCGAGAUGCCGUUCAUGCCGGUGAAGUUCACCCUGCAGAAGCGGGUGAAGCUGGCGCAGGGUCUGUGGAUGCUCUACUGGUUCUCCGUCAUCGUGAGCGUCCUCAUCUUCAGCCUGGGCCUCUUCUUCAAGGUGGAGCUGCGCAAGAGAAGCGAGCUGAUGGACAACGAGGAGAGCCACCUGGUGCCCAACCUGCUCAUCCUAACCGGGCUGCUGGCCUGCGGCCUCAACGCCUUCGGGGGCAAAGUGUGCCACGACUCUCUGGACCCCGUCAAGUUCUCCAAGUGGAAGCCCAUGCUGAGAACCUUCCUGCUGCUCUGCUGCGGCUUCAACCUGCUGCUGCUGCUGGCGGCGCUGCUCUGCUUCCUCAUGCAGUUCGCAGUCUACCUGACGCUGUCCGAGGGCCUGAAGAACAGCAUCCGCUUCUACAAGGACACCGACACGCCGGGCCGCUGCUUCAUGAAGCGGACUCUGGACUUGACCCAGAUCGAGUUCCGCUGCUGCGGCAACAACAACUUCAGGGACUGGUUCGAAGUCCAGUGGAUCAGCAACCGCUACCUGGACAUGAGCAACGAGGAGGUCAAAGACCGCGUCCUCAGUAACGUGGAGGGGAAGUUCCUCAUGGACAGUGUCCCAUUCAGCUGCUGCAACCCCGGCUCCCCUCGGCCGUGCAUCCAGCAUCACGUGACCAAUAACUCCGCCCACUAUGACUACGACCACCGCACCGAGGACCUCAACAUCUGGACCAGGGGCUGCCGCGAGUCCCUCUUCUCCUACUACAGCGGCCUGAUGACCUCCAUCGGCGCCAUCGUCAUCGCCACCAUCAUCCUGGAGUCGGUGGACAUGGCAGGCCUGAAGUACCUGAGCACGGCCCUGGAGACCAUGGCGGACCCGGAGAACCCCGAGUGUGAGAGCGAGGGCUGGCUGCUGGAGAAAAGCGUCAAGGAAACGCUGAUGGAUUGUCUGGCGAAGGUCAAGACUUUGGGCAAGUCCAACAACGUGGAGGAGGGCGAGGAGGCGGCCGGCUGAGAGCCCCGCCCACUAUAGACACACACACAAACACACGCACACACACACUGUAAAUAAACACGACAUUAAGAGUCUUCUCUCACAAUAAACUGACAUGAAACAACUUUUUUUUAAUUUGUAGGCCACACACACACACACACACACACACAAACACACACACACA
Molecule: messenger RNA, 1454 nt
Organism: Nerophis lumbriciformis (worm pipefish)
Lineage: Eukaryota; Metazoa; Chordata; Actinopteri; Syngnathiformes; Syngnathidae
Gene: prph2b
Product: peripherin 2b (retinal degeneration, slow)
Biological process (GO): visual perception
Cellular component (GO): plasma membrane
Source: RefSeq, a predicted model, not a curated record